ACUUCAACUUCACCACAUCACUUCUCUCUCAUCAUCCUCAACGCCACCGCACACGACGGCGAUGAAGGAGGUUUGGACAACCAUUGCGUCUCUAAUGGGCGUGUGGGCGUUUUCCCGAACACUCCUAACCGCCAUCUUCCCACCGGAGCUUCUCUUCACUCUCACCAAACUCUUCCACCAUUUCUUUAACUGCUUCUCAUCCUACUGUUAUUACGACAUCACCGAGAUCGAAGGAGUCAACACCAACGAGCUUUACACCGCCGUCCAGCUCUACCUCUCCGCCACCGCCGCCUCCUCCUGCUCCGCCACCUCCUCCAACCGCCUCUCCCUCACCCGCGGCCUCAACUCCUCCGCUAUUACAUUCGGUCUCGCUCACAACGACCGCAUAACCGACGAGUUCAACGGCGUAUCUGUUCUCUGGGAACACAUUGUAACCCCCCGGCAAUCGCAGACGUUCUCAUGGCGUCCGUUGCCGGAGGAGAAACGUGGGUUCACGCUUCGGAUGAACAAGCGUGAUAAACCCUACGUUCUACAGUCAUAUCUCGAUUUCAUUACAGAAAAAGCUAAUGAUAUUCGAAGAAAAAAUGAAGAUAGGUUGUUGCAUACAAACUCACGUGGCGGAUCACUCGACUCACGUGGUCAGCCGUGGGAGUCUGUCCCGUUCAAACACCCUAGCACGUUUGACACGCUGGCAAUGGAUCCGUUGAAGAAAGCGGAGAUCAUGUCUGAUCUUCGGGACUUCGCGGACGGUAGCGCGUUUUACACGCGCACUGGUCGUGCGUGGAAACGCGGAUACCUUUUGUACGGUCCUCCCGGGACCGGCAAAUCCAGCAUGAUCGCGGCAAUGGCGAAUUUUUUAGGGUAUGAUAUUUACGAUCUCGAACUAACCGAGGUGCAAACCAAUCUGGAGCUCCGAAAGUUGCUCAUGAAAACGAGUUCCAAGUCGAUUAUCGUAAUCGAAGACAUUGAUUGUUCGAUUAAUUUAACAAAUCGUAAAGAAACCAACGGUGGUGGUGGUCGGGAUCAGUGUAGUUUCGGGUUACCCGAGGCGGGUCCGGAAACCGAACCAGGAACAAAUAACUCCAUAACAUUAUCCGGGUUACUGAAUUUUACAGACGGGUUAUGGUCAUGUUGCGGGUCGGAGCGGAUAUUCGUGUUUACAACAAAUCAUGUUGAGAAACUUGACCCGGCAUUGUUACGGAGCGGGCGGAUGGAUAUGCACGUGUUCAUGAGUUACUGUUCUUUUGCGUCGUUAAAAAUAUUGUUAAAAAAUUAUUUAGGGUGUACGACGGAUGACGUGGCACCGGAGGUUUUACGGCGGCUGGAGGAGGUUACUGAUGCGGCGGAGAUGACGCCGGCGGAUGUUAGUGAGGUGUUGAUAAAAAACCGGCGGGAUAAAGAUAGGGCGUUGAGGGAGUUGGUGGAGGUGUUGAGUGUGAGAGCGGAGAAGAAUAGAAGUCCGGUGCGGCGGCGUGAGGGGGAGGAGGUGGCGGAGGAGGAGGAGAAGAGGGAGGUGGAGAGUGGGGAUGCGGCGGCGGGUGGUGGUUGUUUUGGGGAAUAAUUAAUGUUUUUUUUAUUUGUUUGAGAUUGUGAGAUUGAUUUUGUGUUAUGGGAUUGGUGGGAUAGACAUUGAGAAGUGGAAAACUGUAACGCAAAACAACAUAAGAUAAUCAUCAGCCUACUAUUUGCUUUUUA
Helianthus annuus (common sunflower) is the source of this 1695-nucleotide messenger RNA. RefSeq names its product AAA-ATPase At5g57480. Gene Ontology annotation, molecular function: ATP binding; ATP hydrolysis activity. Lineage: Eukaryota; Viridiplantae; Streptophyta; Magnoliopsida; Asterales; Asteraceae. The record is from RefSeq and is a predicted model, not a curated record. The transcript has a single exon. Bases 62 to 1561 code for a protein of 499 amino acids.